AUGGAGGAUUUGCAUCUGAGACCUGAUGCACCUCGCCCCACUGCAGUGAAAACAACUUCCCUUCCCGUCUCACAUCCUCUUCAGGAGAGCAGCGACACUGACGCUUCAUUCACCGAUCAGCAGGAACAACCUCUUCACGAACGAAAGCCUCGCAAGUCCGUCGCCUUCAGCACGGAAGACACCAUCAUGGACGAGAACGGCGAGAUCUCCGAGGCGCCUCGAAGCGACUCAGAAGAGAAGGUGACGGCGCAAAAACACACAUCGCCGCCCGAUGACGCAGCCGUCGAGGAAGUGACCGACAUGUUCGCCGGGCUGAACAAGAAGAAAAAGAAGUCGUCCAAACCCAAGGCCGAGGACGGCGCCGCAGAUGGCGAAGGAGCACCUGCCGCGACCGGCGACAGCGAGUUCGACCCGACGGCGCUGAAAAAGAAGAAGAAGAAGUCCAGCAAGCCCAAGACCGAAGGGGGCGACUUUGCCGCGAAACUCGCCAGCGCCGGUCUCGAGGGCCCUGGAGGAGAAGGCGAGCAGAACGCCGACGCCGUGCCGCAGGAACAGACCGGCGACAUGACCGCAGGCACGGGCAUCUGGGCUCACGACUGCCCCACCCCCAUCUCAUACGAGCUCCUGCUCAAACGCUUCUUCCAACUCGUCAACGAGCACAAUCCCGACAUCCUGGCGUCGGGCAGCAAAUCGUACAAGAUUCCGCCACCGCAGUGCCUGCGUGAAGGCAACAAGAAGACCAUCUUCGCCAACAUCGCCGAGAUCUGCAAGCGCAUGAACCGAAACGACGAGCACGUCACCCAGUUCCUGUUCGCCGAAUUGGGUACCUCUGGUUCCGUCGACGGGAGCAAGCGGCUGGUCAUCAAAGGUCGCUUCCAGCAAAAACAGAUCGAGAACGUCCUGCGUCGGUACAUCGUCGAGUACGUGACAUGCAAGACGUGUCGCUCGCCCAACACCGAGCUGUCCAAAGGCGAGAACAGAUUGUACUUCGUGACGUGCAACUCCUGCGGGUCCAGGAGAUCAGUCACGGCCAUCAAAUCUGGGUUCACGGCCCAGGUCGGCAAACGUAAGAGGAUGAACGUCUAA
Molecule: messenger RNA, 1086 nt
Organism: Capronia coronata CBS 617.96
Lineage: Eukaryota; Fungi; Ascomycota; Eurotiomycetes; Chaetothyriales; Herpotrichiellaceae
Product: translation initiation factor 2 subunit 2
Exons: 2
Coding region: 1-1086 (361 amino acids)
Biological process (GO): formation of cytoplasmic translation initiation complex; formation of translation preinitiation complex; translational initiation
Cellular component (GO): eukaryotic translation initiation factor 2 complex
Molecular function (GO): translation initiation factor binding; translation initiation factor activity; mRNA binding
Source: RefSeq, a predicted model, not a curated record